GAAAAUACCAUUGACCUCUCUGAUCUUCAAUUGGACGGAGUCCGGCGAUCGGAAUGAUCUUCGUCCCAUUAACUUGUUCGACGGAGUGGGGAUGAGUUGGUGGAACUUGGGCGGCAAGUAAGAUCCACGGAGAGGGAAAUUUGUGGGGGCACGUGAACGGCGUUGGGUUUCAUCGGUUGGGGGUUUCUAGGUAAAUUUGUUUGUGUGGUGGCUUUUUCGUAAUUAAAAGGUCAGUCAUGGACAUAAAAUUCAAGCUUCUGCCCAUACGAAAGGCUCAGGGCCGGCCUGAUUAUCAGGGCUGUUGUUUGAGGGUGGUUUACCGCGCGGUUUUGGUCGGGAUCCUGUGAUCCAUUCCGCUUUUCUGGCCGGAGGAACGCUGUCUGGCGUGGUUCUGAGAGCGGUUUUCCUCACAAAUGCCAGCGCGCAGACGUCCUGCUUGCGUUUCCGAGAAGUUUUAACACCUCGGGCCACUGACUGGAGGAGGCGAUUGUAGAGGAGGAGUAUACGUCUGAUCGCUGUAUUGGCGUGCGGAAUCUAGGCGAAAGCUCGGCGGGAAUUCCCUCCGCUCAUUGCCGCCGGAGGAUCCGUACAGCUGGUAUGUCCGGCGAAGCUGAUCUGACUUUCCGGGAGCUUUGAGACCCACUCACGGAGGCCGUAUUCACUAUUUUCAGAGUUGCGGAGCACUAGGGUUCCUUUUUUCCGGUGAUCGGAACCGAGCUGUGGCGCGAAGCUGACUCUUCUGUCGAUUUACUUGUGUUUUGACCGGAUUGGUCUGCCGGAAGUACGGAUCCGGUGGACAGACGUCGUUUCUGGUUCGGAUCCUUGAGCCUGUUUUUGUGAAGAAGUUCGGUAAUCCAGAUAGGGCAAUCUGCGACCGGAGGAGUGACGGAGAAGAGUUGAUCCGUCUAAAGUUGAAGUGGAGUCAUCGAGGAAGCUUCCACUACUCGAGCAGGAAAUAACGUGUUUUCCGCGUUUUUUUUCUAAGGGAGGAACAAGGCUGGGGUCUCUGUUUAUUUCAGGUGGAAAAACGAAGGAGAAGUUGUUCAUUCCAGGGAAUUUGCGGCAAAACCUUGUCCCUCAAGAGAGUGGCACGGGGCUUUUCAGGAAGUUCCAGACCUUUCUCAUUGACGAAUGCUUCUCUUUUAGGGCAUGCCAGUUGAUCUCUUCAGAUAAAGCUGCCAGCUAUUCCGUAAAGCUUUGAACUAGGGUACUUCUUUUGCUUUGUUUCUGCCGAAGGCUCGAUAUAUUAGGGUUUCUCUGGCUUGGCUUUCAGAAAUCAGGCGUUUUAGUAGUUGAUAUUGGUGGGGGGAGAUGACAUCCGGAACGAGGCUUCCUACCUGGAAGGAGAGGGAGAACAACAAGCGGAGAGAGCGCCGGCGAAGGGCAAUCGCAGCCAAGAUAUUCGCUGGCUUGCGCAUGUACGGGAACUACAAGCUGCCGAAGCAUUGCGAUAACAACGAGGUCUUGAAGGCACUCUGUGCAGAAGCUGGAUGGACAGUUGAGGAAGAUGGGACGACAUAUCGCAAGGGAUGCAAGCCAAUGGACCGGAUGGACGUGGUUGGAGGGUCUGCUCCUGUAAGCCCAUGUUCCUCCUACCAUCCUAGUCCAGCUGCCUCCUACAAUCCAAGCCCUGCUUCAUCUUCAUUUCAGAGCCCUGCCUCUUCCUCCUACGUGGAUGGCAACUCUCUCAUUCCCUGGCUUAAGAAUCUCUCCUCUACCUCUUCUAGCCACAAACUUCCUAACCUCUAUAUUAACACUGGCUCAAUCAGUGCACCUGUGACUCCACCUCUUAGUUCGCCAACUUCGUGUGGACCUCGAGUUAAAACUGAUUGGGAGUCCGGGAAUCAUGAUCCUGCAACUUCAAAUGCUUCUGGAGCCCCUUGGCCACACCACCACUAUGCGUUCCUCCCUAAUUCCACUCCUCCUAGCCCUGGCCAUCAAGAUUCCUACCAAAAUGGGUUCAAGUUCAAUAAAAGUGAUUGGCUUGCUGGCUUCCGGCUGCCAUCUUGUGGUGGCCCAACGUCGCCCACAUUCAGCCUUGUGACCCCUGCCUCUAACCCAUUUGGUUCGAAGGAUGAAUAUGGCAGUUCUCCAAUGUGGACGCCAGGACAAAGUGGGACUUGCUCACCAUCAGGAAAGGAGGUUGUCCCUGAUCCUGGUGACAUUCGCAUGAUGGAUGCUUCUGAGGAGUUUGCCUUUGGAAACACCACAGUUGUGAAGGCAUGGGAGGGUGAGCGGAUUCAUGAGGAGUGCGGGCCGGAUGAGCUGGAGCUUACACUUGGGAGCUCUCGAACAAGGUCCGCAGAAAGUUGACAACUCGAUUUUCCCCUUCUUUAUCUGCGAUUUUCUUUUCUUGCUGUUUUACAUGUUGGCCUUAUUGUGAGAUGAGUGUAUGGAAAAGAAAUAGUGGCAUUUGAAUAGUAAGUGGAUUGCAGGGAGCUUUUGGGGUUUUCUCUAAAUUCCACCAUGUUUGUUCACAGAGAAAGAAAAUGGUUAUAGUCUCAACUUGAUCCAAGACGCUUUAAUGUUCACGGUAACGUACUUCCAAUUCUGAUUAACAUGUUUUGCACAAUUCUUAAUCAUUUUUCAUAAA
Nymphaea colorata (pocket water lily) is the source of this 2593-nucleotide messenger RNA. RefSeq names its product BES1/BZR1 homolog protein 4. Gene Ontology annotation, biological process: DNA-templated transcription; brassinosteroid mediated signaling pathway. The record is from RefSeq and is a predicted model, not a curated record. NCBI's taxonomy places the organism in Eukaryota, Viridiplantae, Streptophyta, Magnoliopsida, Nymphaeales, Nymphaeaceae. The coding region runs from base 1312 to 2313 and encodes 333 amino acids. Gene Ontology annotation, molecular function: DNA-binding transcription factor activity. The transcript is spliced from 2 exons.